Molecule: messenger RNA, 2352 nt
Organism: Prorocentrum cordatum
Lineage: Eukaryota; Dinophyceae; Prorocentrales; Prorocentraceae
Source: the annotation of a GenBank genome assembly
AUGCUUCGCCCCCAGUCCCCGAGUUGCCCAAAAGUGAGGCCGCUCAGGCGAGGGGGGAGAGUCGGGGAUUCGGGAGGCUGUCCAGGCCCCCCGAUCAAGGAGGGACGCCCCCCCUUUCGGACAUCCUGGAGUUGGGCCCAGACUUCUGGGUCCCGACGGACACCUCCCCGAGUCGGGGCUCGGGAUCACCAGGCCCCUCGUCACGAAGGGAGUCCGAACACAUGGUGCGGUGCAUGGGCGUCGCCGUUCUCGCUCCAGGAGCGCUUGGGCGGCGCUGGCGGCCGCCAGGCGCCGCCGCCGGCCCCCGUGCCGAGGGGCCCCGCCUCGGAGGCGCAGUGGAAGAAGUGCAGGGCGCCCCUGUCGGUGGACUGCGGCUUCCUCCACGACACCAUGGCGCUGCAGUGGGGCAGGUUCCGGGACCUCGUGGACGAGCUCACCACCGAGAUGGAGCGCAGCAGUGACGCGUUCGUACGGGAGCGGGACAACCUGAACGAGCAGAUCACGACCUUCAGGGCCAGCAAGACGAAGCACCAGGAAAUGUUGGGGGAGGCCGUCUCGGAGAUGAACUCGCUGUCCGCGGAGUCGCGCGAGAAGGAGCAGCAGCAUCGCGACCUGGAGGCGAGCUACAAGAAGAAGAUGAAGGAGUGCCACGAUCACGUCACAGAGAUCCUUUUCACGAACAUAUGCUCUGUUCGCGUCGUGCGGAACAAACUCAUGGAGUACAGCCAGGAGACACCGCCCGAGAAAAUCAAGGAUUGCGACUUCACCGACUUGAGUCCCAGGAUGUGCUCCGUCGAUUGCGACGACAGCUGCCCCGCAGACGUCGGCGGUGCCAACGGCCAGUCCUGCGGCGGCACGCAGGACCUCGUGAGGGAGCUCCUGGUCUCGCCCAGCCCGGUCGGCAUGCCUUGCCCACCGCUCUCCAGGGCGAAGAGGUGCAACCAGCACAGGUGCCCGGUGGCGUGCUCGAUGUCCCAGUGGAGCGGCUACUCGGGCUGCUCCAAGGAGUGCGGCGGAGGCACCCAGGGCAGGACGCGCGCCAUCCUCGUCAAGCCGAUGAACGGCGGGAACGAGUGCGACACGACCAUGGAGGAGAGGUCCUGCAACACCGGGUCGUGCGACCGGGACUGCACGCUCUUCGAGUGGACGGCCUGGGAGGUUCGCCUGUGGCCCCCUAUCCGUGGCCUGCGGCGGCGGCCUGCAGAGGCGCGCGCGGCGCGUCGACCUCCCGGUCCGCGGCGGCGGGAAGUGCCCCGGGCCCCAGCACGCGGACCGGCUGCAGCUGCAGGAGAGUGCAACACCCAGAAGUGCGUCGGCGACGAGGUCUGCAUCGCGCGCCAGGACCUCGUGGUCGCCCUCGACGGCAGCGGCUCCCUGAAGAAGAAGGGCUUCGAGGUCUUGCGGUAUUUCGCGCGGAACUUGACCUCCAGGUACCGGUCGGUGUACUAUGGCCAGGAGCAGAUGAGAGUUGGGGUUGUCCUGUUCGGCAACGGUUUCUUGCACGAGGGGGGCUACGUGAGCGAAGCGAUUCAGGCCCACCCCCUGUCGAGUGACAUAGCGUCGGUGACGCGGACCAUCGAGGGGCUUCAGUGGCAACGUGGGUUCACAAACAUGAUGCAGGCGUUCAAGUUGGCCGACAAUAUGCUCGAAGCCGAAGGCCGCAGCGAUGCGCACAGCGCAAUCCUGGUGUUGUCAGACGGCAAAUACACCAACGCUUUCCGAACGAGCCAGAAGGUCCAGAACUUGAAGGACAAGGGCAUUCAGAUCUUCAUGGCCCCUGUGGCCGCCUUUGAGAGCCAAAGCCUGGAUCAAAUCAGGAACUGGGCCAGCUCGCCCUGGGAGGCGAACUACGAGCGUAUCCCGGGCGUCAAGGCGCUGGAGAACAACGAGGAUGCGUUCGCGCAACAGUUGCUAGUGAAGUUCUGUCCGCGGGCCUUCUCGCCGUCCCUCGAGGCGGCCACCGACGCGCAGGUCGGCUUCCUGAAAGUCCGCGAGGAGGGGUACCCGACGCAGGAGUGUGGCAGGUGGCGCAAUCUGGGCCAGAAAGAGACGCUCGAGGAGUGCUUCCGGGCAGUGAAGGAGCUGCAGAUGCUGGCGUUUGCGUAUGAGGAGAGCGGCCACUCGGCAGGCACCUGCUACUCGGAGGCAGUACACGUCACGCGGGAGAUCUGGGACCACGCCCUGGCGAACCGAACGUCCCUGCCCUGUCCGUCUUUUGAGUGGCAGGCAACUCCUGCGCUGACGAGCGAGCGGCCAGGUGGCGGCUGGGAAUACGCGCGCUACGCGAGCACGUACAUCAUCAACCCUGCGGUCCACGAGUACAUGUCUUUGGAGUCCGACAAGGAUGAGUAG